Messenger RNA from Cercocebus atys (sooty mangabey), 1808 nucleotides. It is a transcript of the gene MILR1, whose product is annotated as mast cell immunoglobulin-like receptor 1. Gene Ontology annotation, molecular function: transmembrane signaling receptor activity. Lineage: Eukaryota; Metazoa; Chordata; Mammalia; Primates; Cercopithecidae. The record is from RefSeq and is a predicted model, not a curated record. The transcript has 10 exons. Bases 91 to 1122 code for a protein of 343 amino acids. Gene Ontology annotation, biological process: cell surface receptor signaling pathway.
UUGGCCAAGAAAAAGAGGAAGUUCUCCGAGUGACUCACUACUGUGGUGCUACUAUGCCUUCUGACCCCGUCUUGGACUUCAUCUGGGAGAAUGUGGAGACAUUUGAACAGGCUCCUUCUCUGGAGCGUAUUUUCUUCUGUCACAUGUGGAAAAGCUGUAUUGGAUUGUGAGGCAAUGAACACAAAUGAAUUCCCUUCUCCAUGUUUGGACUCGAAGACUAAUGUGGUUAUGAAGGGUCAAAAUGUAUCUAUGUUUUGCUCCCAUAAGAACAAAUCACUGCAGAUCACCUAUUCAUUGUUUCGACAUAAGACACACCUUGGAACCCAGAAUGGAAAAGGUGAACCUGCAAUUUUUAACCUAAGCAUCACAGAAGCCCAUGAAUCAGGCCCCUACAAAUGCAAAGCCCAAGUUUACAGCUGUUCAAAAUACAGCCGUGACUUCAACUUCACAAUUGUCGACCCGGUGACUGCCCCAGUGCUGAACAUUAUGGUCAUUCAAACAGAAACACACCGACAUAUAACAUUACAUUGUCUCUCAGUCAAUGGCUCGCUGCCCAUCAAUUACACUUUCUUUGAAAAGCAUAUUGCCAUAUCACCAGCUAUUUCCAAGUACGACAGGGAGUCUGCUGAAUUUAAGUUAACCAGGAAGAAUCCUGGAGAAGAGGAAGAGUAUAGGUGUGAAGCUAAAAACAGAUUGCCUGACUAUGCAGCCUACAGUCAAACUGUCACCAUGCCCUCAACAGGCGGAGACAGCUGUCCUUUCUGUCUGAAGCUACUGCUUCCGGGGUUAUUACUGCUGCUGCUGGUGAUAAUCCUAAUGCUGGCUUUUUGGAUACUGCCCAAAUACAAAGCAAGAAAAGCUAUGAGAAAUAAUGUGCCCAGGGACUGUGGAGACACAGCUGUGGAAGUUGGAAUCUAUGCAAAUAUCCAUGGAAAACAAGCAAAGGAGGGAUCUGUCCCAGAAGUGGGAUCCAGACCAUGUGUUUCCACAGCCCAAGAUGAGGCCGAACAUUCCCAGGAGCUACAGUAUGCCACCCCCGUGUUCCAGGAGGUGGCACCAAGAGAGCAAGAAGCCUGUGAUUCUUAUAAACCUGGAUAUGUCUAUUCCGAACUCAACUUCUGAAAUUUACAGAAACAAACUACAUCUCAGGGGAUGGCGAAUCAUGACCUAAAGAAGUUGUCUUUUCUCAGUGUUGCUGCUUCUCAAGGAUUUAAAGGGGAGACCUGACCAGAGGAAUGAUCAACAGUGGAUUUGUGAUGCCUGGAGCUCAUUUCCUUCUUUCUCCUUAACUGUCCUGGAAGGAAACGGACUAGUGCCUUAUCGCUGACUCUUCCACAGCACACACCCACCACCAGAGACAGUAACUGAGAUCUGCAGUAGCACAGAAACUUAGAGGUUAGAAAAAUUAGACACCUAAGGAUUUCAUGACUCCAGACCUGUUUCCUUAGCAUAAUACCACACCAGUAAGUGAAAUACAACUUACGAAAUUUUGUAAAUAAAUUCUAUAAAAUUUUUGGUAAAAAUUUAUCAUUACAAAAUUAUUAAAAGCAAUUGGGUUGGAAGGAAGUUCUGUCAAAAUACAAUCCAGGUGUGCAGUUCUCUGCUAAAUUUAGAAGUGGUUACUACUGAGGCAGUCUCAAAAAAAGCAUAGGAGGACUUUAUGGGGUGAUGCAAAUUUUCUACAUUGCCUUUGUAGAGAUGGUUAUACAUUUGUCAAUACUCAUUAAUUUGUACAUUUAAAAGAGGUAAAUUUAUUGUAUGUAAAUUGUAUCUUAAUGAAACUGAUUAAAACACACAUACAAACCCCA